AUGAAAACAAGAAAAUUAUCAAGUGAAAUUCCAAUGAUCGUAAAAAGAUCAUUUCCAGAAGACGAUAAUGAUGAACAAAUCAUUAUUAUUUGUUUUCAUCCAAAUAAUGAAAUCGAAGAUCUGAAGAAGCAAUUGAAUCAAAUGAAUAAUCAUGUUGUUUUUCAUACAGAAUUGGUAUCUCAUAUUGAUAUUUUUCAACAAGUACAUUCAAUCUUUAUCUUUUACACAAAAACUGAAGACUUUAAAUAUUUAUUUCAUGAACAGUUAAAUAUAAUUGGAGUUUAUCAUCGACUGGAUUUUUUCUAUUCAGCUCUUGAAGAACAAAUUAAUUUAAUAGCUAAACAAUUUUUUCAACGGGCAUUUUAUGAUUAA
Molecule: messenger RNA, 372 nt
Organism: Adineta steineri
Lineage: Eukaryota; Metazoa; Rotifera; Eurotatoria; Adinetida; Adinetidae
Source: the annotation of a GenBank genome assembly